CCGGAGGUUGCUAUGUCAAUGUUUUCAUUCCGGCUGCUAGAGGAAGAAGCGGUAUGGCGACUGUGGCCGAUCUUAAAACCGUCCUGACAGAUACAUUGGACAAGAGAGGUGUGUUAGCACAGCUUAAAGCACAGAUCCGUGCUGAAGUUUUUACAGCUUUGGAUGAUCAGAGUGAGCCACGCCCAGCUUUGUCACAUGAGAACCUUCUCAUAAAUGAAAUGAUCAGGGAAUAUUUGGAUUUCAAUAAGUACAAAUACACAUCAUCUGUUCUAACUGCAGAAACUGGACUGUCUGAUGUUCCACUGGAUAGAUCGUUUCUUGCCCGGGAGCUUAACUUUGUAGAAGACGCAAAUGCUCAGUCUGUACCAAUACUAUAUGGGAUACUCUCUAACUUUUUAUAUGGACACAGAGGCGCUCCAUUUCACUCAUCAGAGAACCCUACACGAAGAAAUUGUGAAGGUACAGCAGGCCAAAUUACAAAAGUUGCUUAUCCAGUGCCUAUGAGAAUGGAUAAACCAGACAAUGAAGAUCCAUAUAUAAUCCAUGGUUCACAGCAUAGAUAA
Molecule: messenger RNA, 563 nt
Organism: Staurois parvus
Lineage: Eukaryota; Metazoa; Chordata; Amphibia; Anura; Ranidae
Source: the annotation of a GenBank genome assembly